Molecule: messenger RNA, 1124 nt
Organism: Durotheca rogersii
Lineage: Eukaryota; Fungi; Ascomycota; Sordariomycetes; Xylariales; Xylariaceae
Exons: 2
Coding region: 353-964 (203 amino acids)
Source: RefSeq, a predicted model, not a curated record
CUACAUACAUGCGAAUGCCUACCUACCUACCAACCGGGGUAGAUCGCCGACCAAUCCCGUCGCUGGAACGCCCACCUCGGCGCGGCCAUUCACCUUAAGAGCCUCUUCGUCGACGCUCGGGAUGGGUGACAUGCCUGUCGAGGACGCCCACGGCCUAUGCCCUCCUCCCCCUCGAUAUUCUGGCCCUCGCCCGCUGGGGAAGUGAUGUGCGCGCUCGUAUGAGCGCCUGCACUAUACAGGUAAAGACUCGUAGCAGGACCUCCUUUAAUUUGACGCGUCCCGGCCUUUCUAUUCUAAGCACCUGUUGAUCCAACGAUCAACAUGGCGACGCCGCGGCCCGCUACCGUCAGGCAUGCAAACCCCAUGGCCGUGCGCAGCGACAGUGGAUGGCGUGCGUCAGGCACCGGAGACCCGUCGGGCAACACGCCUGCACCUUGCAGCGCGACGCCGUCGCUCUCGGCGUCCGAAGAUAUCCUCUCCUCGUACCGCCGUACGUCCCAGCUGCUCUCGGUGGGAGGGAUUCGGUAGAAUACAGGCUAAGCCAGGACCAGGCAGACACACUAAGCCCGAGCCUCGGGGAGGAGGGGAGAGGGGAAUGCUGGACCGAAUAUCACAUCUCAGAAAGCACGCGCGACGGGGCGUGCGCGUCGAAGCUAUUCUACGAGGACGAUCGAGAUGCCUCCGUCGAACCGUGGCCCUUUUCGGACUAGGCAUAUGGGAUGUUACGCUGCUUAGCCUCGAGAGAUUGGGCAGCGCCCUUCGGCUUUUGUCCCAGGGUGUUCACUCCAACACGAGUCAAAAUCCUCCACACCUCGACCUUCACCUUGACCGCAGGGUUGCCGGACUCUUCGACCUGCCUACAUACAUACAUACGGUACAUACGACCCUUUCCCCCUACUACCCUUCCCCCCCCCCCUCCCCUUGCUGGUGCUGCUGCUGGACGAUACGAUGCCACAAACAUUAGAUUGCAUAAGCGCGGAUUGCCUGAACGGGCACAGUUUCGCAUUUUAUAACCAUGAUGCCACUUUGAUCUAGCGGGCUCGAAGAUUCAUGUGUGCGCGUAUGCGUGUGUGCGUGUGCGUGUGCGUGUUCGUGUGGUGUGUGUGUGUGGGCAUCAUCCCUGG